Messenger RNA from Adineta ricciae, 1494 nucleotides. The record is from the annotation of a GenBank genome assembly. NCBI's taxonomy places the organism in Eukaryota, Metazoa, Rotifera, Eurotatoria, Adinetida, Adinetidae.
AUGUCAGCGGCAACUCUUGCUGAAGAAGAAAACAAUCAAAAUGGUGUGGAACGCUCAGAAGAUGAUGAUGAUGAAAUAGAUGAAAAUAACAAAACAGAUGAUCCAUCAGCUGCUAAAACUAAAAAGAAACGAAAGAAGAAGAAGAAAAACAAAGCUCCAACCGCAACGACGGAUGAACAAGCAGAUCCUGUUGCUAAUGGCACCGAAGCUAUAGCUGCAGUUUCUCUUCAACCGGAUGACGAUCAAGAAGAAGCUGAAGAGGCCGGUGGCGACGAGACGAAAGCUACGGGGAAAAAGAAAAACAAAAAGAAGAAAAAACCUGCUGGUACAACUAACGGUGCAACCACAAUAGCAACAAAUGGCAAAGCACCUUUGCAACAAACUAAUCCGCCAUCAAUUCCUAUCUCUGAACUAUUUCCUGAUGGCAACUUUCCUGAAGGACAAAUCCUUGAACAUCCAACACCAAAAGUUCCACCAACUGAUGGAUCUCUUGCUGUCAAUCGCAUGACCAGCGAAGAAAAACGAAUGCUUGACUUGGCACAAUCUGAAAUCUAUCGCGAACUUCGACAGGCAGCUGAAUGUCAUAGACAAACUAGAAAAUGGGUCAUGAGUUGGAUUGAACCUGGCAUGAAAAUGAUCGACAUCUGCGAACGACUUGAAGAUUGCAACAGAAGAUUGAUUAAAGAAAAGGGUUUGGAAGCUGGUUUGGCAUUCCCGACAGGAUGUUCGUUGAACAAUUGUGCGGCGCACUACACACCAAACAACGGUGAUAACACUGUUCUUCAACGUGAUGACGUUUGUAAAAUAGAUUUUGGUACGCAUAUCAAUGGUCGAAUCAUUGAUUGUGCAUGGACAGUUUCGUUCAAUCCAAAGUACGAUGAACUACUGAAAGCUGUUCGUGAAGCAACCAACGCAGGAAUACAGGCUGCUGGUAUCGAUGUUCGACUAUGCGAUAUUGGAGAAGCGAUUCAAGAGGUGAUGGAAAGUCACGAGCUCGAUCUAGAUGGAAAACUCUAUCCAAUUAAGGCAAUUCGUAAUCUCCAAGGUCAUCUCAUUGGUCAGUACCAUAUCCAUGCUGGUAAAUCAGUGCCUAUUGUCAAAGGUGGCGAAGGAACUCGUAUGGAAGAAGGUGAAAUUUAUGCAAUUGAGACAUUCGGUAGUACUGGUAAAGGUGUCGUUCACGAUGAUAUGGAAGUGUCUCACUACAUGAAAAAUUUCGAUGCUGAACAGGCACUUGUUCGAAAUGCCAAGGCUAAACAGUUGUACAACACUAUCAGCAAGAAUUUCGGGACACUGGCGUUUUGUCGUCGAUGGUUAGAUCGUUUGGGUGAAAGCAAAUACCUACUUUCUCUCAAAAGUCUCAUUGAAGCUGACGUCGUCAAUCCAUAUCCACCGCUAUGCGAUGUGAAAGGAUGUUAUACAGCACAAUUUGAACAUACAAUUAUCCUACGACCAACGUGUAAAGAAGUUGUCAGUCGAGGCGAUGACUACUAG